AUGAUACUGUGGCCCCGAAUUCACGCCUUCAUUCGCCAACCUCGGCCGGCCGGGAUGGGAGGCGCAGAGGACCACCAAGAAGCCCGCGCGCCGAGUGGAGGAGGCCGAGUUCCGACACCCUCGACCACAGAAGGACCGGAGCUGAUUUCAAACGGUCGUGCGCAGCAACCGCAACAAACUCACGCCGCAAAGUUCCAGCAGCUCAUGAAGCUGGUGACGGAGCUGACCAUCGAUACGGAGGAGAGGCUGAAGGGAGUUAUCGACCCUCACCACAAAGUCCAGGCCACCGGAUCAGCCCGGAGCCACUGUGAUUUCCGGAAAGCUGCUGCUGAACCGUGCCAGAAAAGAGUUUUUGAAGAAAGACAAAGGACCGCCGACGAAAUCUUUGAUGAAGAAGCAGAAAGAGCUUGA
This is a messenger RNA of Knipowitschia caucasica, 411 nucleotides long. The record is from the annotation of a GenBank genome assembly. Lineage: Eukaryota; Metazoa; Chordata; Actinopteri; Gobiiformes; Gobiidae.